Messenger RNA from Cotesia congregata, 2838 nucleotides. The record is from the annotation of a GenBank genome assembly. Lineage: Eukaryota; Metazoa; Arthropoda; Insecta; Hymenoptera; Braconidae.
AUGAUGGCGCAACAUGUAGGUCGUUCACGUAAAUCGCCGGCUUUUUUAUUAAUUAUUCUCUUUAUUAUAAACUCAACAACAAUUAUUGACUCGUCUGCACUGCCAAGAAUUAAUGGCGACAACACUAAGCCGGUAAUAAAUUCUGUUAAAUUAAUAACUAGUGAUUAUUAUCAUGAUAUACUUGUUAAUAAUAAAAGUAACAGUAAUACAAUAAUUAAAAGUGAUAGUUAUAGUUAUAGUUCAAGUGUUGUUGCUGGUAAUGGUGAGAGUGAUCAAGAUGCUGGUGAUAAAUAUUAUUUAUUGACAACUGGUGUUAAUUUAAAUAAAUUAAAACAUAUUAAGUGGACUCCUGACAAAACAUAUUGUGAUAUUAAUAUUAAUAAUAAUAGUGGUAAUAUUAAUAAUUACGGUAUAAAUAUUUGGAGUAACAGUGAGGGUACUAGUGCCAUUUUUCAGUUUUAUAAUAUUUUGGAGGUUACCAGGAUUUACUUGUGUCAAUUAGACACUAAUUUUCAAGGUGAUGAACUGCUCCAAAGAAAAUGGAGACCAGUUGAGGACCUGCUCGUUCAUUUAUCAAGAAGAAAACGUGAUCUUCCGAGUGUGGGACAACCCUUAAUACCAGCGAACGGCGAUGCGGAAAAAUUGCACAUUUAUGGCCUGAGAUUGGAAGGUGAACAAGAAGAGCAAGAGUUUGCUAACGGCGUGCCGAAAGUUGUCGGCGAAACUUUAGUUACGAUACGUAUUUUCGGUUCUGGGAUUACUACUGAUACUGUUAUCAGUUUUACUGAUAUACCACAAAAUCGUGGUGAGAUUUGCGACAAGAUUAAGUCACAAGAAUUUAUUGUGGAAAAAGUCGACAAUUUCACGGCAAUUAUAUCAGGAAUGCUUCCUUUGGGUUCACCAUUUUACAUUUGCGCCAAAAGUAUGUCCUCUGGUAGUGUUAAUUUAUUCUAUCAUCAAGGAACAGAAGUUUAUAAACAAAUCAUCUCGUACCAAAAAACUUUACCGCUGUGGCUUCAAAUAAUAGUUAUAUUAACUUGUUUAUCAUUCUCGGCAUUGUUCUCCGGUCUUAAUCUUGGAUUAAUGUCUAUGGACCGGACAGAAUUGAAAAUUUUAUGCAACACUGGGACUGAAAAAGAACGAGAGUACGCACGUACUAUCCAGCCGGUGCGAAAUUAUGGAAAUUAUCUUCUCUGUUCAAUUUUAUUUUCAAACGUACUUGUCAAUUCUAUUUUUACGAUCCUUCUGGAUGAUUUAACCUCCGGCACAGUCACUGUUAUCGGCGCUACAUUGGCAAUUGUUAUUUUUGGCGAGAUCUCACCGCAAGCAUUUUGUAGUCGACACGGCCUAUGUGUUGGUGCGAAAACAAUCUUAAUAACAAAGAUAACAAUGGUUAUAACAUAUCCGCUCAGUUAUCCGAUAAGUAAAUUUUUGGACUAUAUGCUGGGAGAAGAAAUAGGAAAUGUUUACAAUCGCGAGCGGCUCAAAGAACUUGUUAAAGUAACAACUGGUUACAAUGAUUUAGAAAAAGAUGAGUACGAUUUAAAAUUAUAUUUUAUGUUUAGUUUUGUUAAAGAUGUCGUUAAUACUCGAAAAGUACUGCAUAAAUUUAAUUACAUACAUGUAGUUUACAAAAUUACUUAUAAUUAUUUGAGCGGUCACAAAGGUCACAUGGCAUUCGUACAAAGAGUAAACAACGAAGGCGAGGGUGAUCCUUUUUACGAAGUAAUAGGCUUAAUUACGUUAGAAGACGUUAUCGAAGAAUUAAUCCAAGCCGAAAUAAUGGACGAGACUGAUGUUUUUACUGAUAAUAGAAGUAAACGCAAGAGAUUAAAUAAUCGUCCGAAAUUACCGGACUUUACAGUAUUUGCAGAAAAAAAAGAAAGUCAACGCAUACAUAUUUCACCUCAAUUAACAUUAGCAAUGUUUCAAUAUUUAUCUACCACUGUUGCUCCAUUUAAACCAGACACAAUAUCAGAAACAAUUCUACGCCGUUUAUUAAAACAGGACAUUAUUCACCACAUUAAAGUAAAGUCUCGUGAAAAAGCGCGAAAUGAUCCCGCGGCGUUAAUUUAUCAACAGGGAAAAUCUGUUGAUUAUUUUGUAUUAAUAUUAGAAGGAAGAGUGGAAGUAACUGUUGGUAAGGAGAACCUGACAUUUGAGAGCGGUCCAUUUACUUACUUUGGGUGCCAAGCACUCGGUACCAAUAUUGGAGUUGUCGAAUCCCCGACAACAAAUGUAAAUCCACAGGCUUUAGGAAGUAUACAGUCUAUUAAUUUAGAUGCGAUACUUCGGCAUACAUUUGUACCUGAUUAUUCAGUACGUGCUGUUACUGAAGUAUUUUAUCUAAAAGUAAAGAGGUCUUUAUACUUGGCUGCUAAGAGAGCCACGUUAUUAGAAAGAAGUCAAAAGGACCCGUCGCCAAGUAACGAUCAAUUUGACGACGAAGUUGAGAAGCUGCUGCAUUCAUUAGACGAAGACGACCGUAGUAUGCAGUCAUCUCCAAUUUUAAGUCGCAAGGACGACGACAUGAAAUCACCGGAACAGAACUCUCCAAUUCGCAGCGCUACUGCUCCUACAUCUCCAACUCCAGUCAGCGCCUCUCCUGUUACGAACUCAAAGUUCUUACCACAAAGUAAAACCAGCGAACCUAACGGGCAGCUUCGGAACUCACCAAACAAAAUUGAGGAACCUGUGGAGCCCUCUACGAAUAAUUCAGAGAGUCACAGUAAAUUAAAUUUAGACGCUGAAAUUGCUUCACGUUUAUUAAGUAAAAAAACCAACGAGGAUAAUAAUGACGAACUUACUAAUUUGUUAUCUACACAAGAUCGUUCUUAA